Molecule: messenger RNA, 9988 nt
Organism: Oncorhynchus kisutch (coho salmon)
Lineage: Eukaryota; Metazoa; Chordata; Actinopteri; Salmoniformes; Salmonidae
Product: potassium voltage-gated channel subfamily H member 1
Exons: 12
Coding region: 534-3428 (964 amino acids)
Biological process (GO): potassium ion transmembrane transport; regulation of membrane potential
Cellular component (GO): plasma membrane; voltage-gated potassium channel complex
Molecular function (GO): delayed rectifier potassium channel activity
Source: RefSeq, a predicted model, not a curated record
AGUCCUUGCACUUCUGAAGGCGGGCUACCUCCAAUUCCCCUCAGUGGCCUAUUAGCCUAAAAAAGCGAUGAGAUCGCACAAAUAACCCGUGUGAAGUGCAAUAUAGCUGUGUUUUUUUCCCGGAAUCGACUGCGCAAAAAAAAAUCGCAUUCCCAGUCAGUUUUCCAUUUUUGGGGUUCCAGUUUAAGGCCUGACGUGUUCUUCAUAGCCUAAACGCGGGGUUGUUAGUAACCUACUCGGCAUUCCUUCACACAAUUGUGGGGGUGGGGUACUCAUGUGCAAAGAUGUGAGACAAGAGACAGGUGAUGCGCUCUCUGCAUGCAUCCUGUCUUCAACAGGGGGAGCACAGCCACGGAACGAACGGUCGAACAGCAUGAGAUGAGGGAUUCUUCCACUCAUCAUAUCUAAGCAGAACAGGGACCAUGCAAGCAACCGAGUGGAGAUUUGAGCAACUGUAUAAUCAUACGGAUAAUUCAGGCAUCCUUUCACUCUAAAAGCGUUCUCUUUUUACCGACGUUGAAUGACGAGGCGGAAUGGCAGGUGGACGUCGAGGACUUGUGGCCCCACAAAACACUUUUCUUGAGAACAUCGUCCGAAGAUCCAAUGAUACCAACUUUGUUCUGGGCAAUGCCCAGAUUGUGAACUGGCCCAUUGUGUACAGCAACGACGGCUUCUGCAAGCUCUCCGGUUACCACCGUGCUGAGGUCAUGCAGAAGAGUAGCACCUGCAGUUUCAUGUAUGGGGAGCUCACAGACAAGGAGACGGGUGAGAAAGUGCAACAGAUCUUUGAGAAUUAUGAGAUGAAUUCGUUCGAAAUUCUCAUGUAUAAGAAGAAUCGGAUGCCGGUGUGGUUCUUUGUUAAGAUCGCUCCUAUCAGGAAUGAGCAGGACAAGGUGGUGUUGUUUCUGUGCACCUUCAGUGACAUCACUGCAUUCAAACAGCCCAUUGAGGAUGACUCUGUGAAAGGAUGGGGUAAAUUCGCUCGGCUCACUCGGGCACUGACGAGCAGCCGGGGAGUGUUGCAGCAGCUGGCGCCCACCGUCCACAAGGGCGAGAACGUCCACAAGCACUCUCGUCUGGCUGAGGUUCUCCAGCUGGGCUCAGACAUCCUCCCGCAGUACAAGCAGGAGACGCCUAAAACUCCUCCCCACAUCAUCCUCCACUACUGCGCCUUCAAGACCACCUGGGACUGGGUCAUCCUCAUCCUGACCUUCUACACAGCCAUCAUGGUGCCCUACAACGUCUCAUUCAAGACCAAGCAGAACAAUGUCACCUGGCUGGUGGUGGACAGCAUCGUGGACGUCAUCUUUCUGGUGGACAUCGUGCUCAACUUCCAUACCACGUUUGUGGGGCCAGCCGGAGAGGUCAUCUCGGACCCCAAGCUGAUCCGGAUGAACUACGUCAAGACGUGGUUCGUCAUCGACCUGCUCUCCUGCCUGCCGUACGACGUCAUCAACGCCUUCGAGAACGUUGAUGAGGGCAUCAGCAGUCUCUUCAGCUCCCUCAAAGUAGUCCGUCUGCUUCGCUUGGGCCGGGUGGCCCGUAAACUGGACCACUAUAUUGAGUACGGGGCCGCUGUCCUGGUCCUGCUGGUGUGCGUCUUUGGCCUGGCCGCCCACUGGUUGGCCUGCAUCUGGUACAGCAUCGGCGACUACGAGGUCAUCGACGAGAACACCAACAGUGUGAGGAUGGACAGCUGGCUCUACAUAUUGAGCGAAUCGGUGGGGACGCCGUACCGCUUCAACGCCAGUGGCUCCGGUAGGUGGGAGGGCGGGCCAAGCAAGGACUCGGUCUACAUCACUUCCCUAUACUUCACCAUGACCAGUCUGACCAGCAUCGGCUUCGGCAACAUCGCCCCCACCACCGACGGAGAAAAGCUCUUCGCCGUGGCAAUGAUGAUGAUCGGAUCACUCCUGUAUGCCACCAUCUUCGGUAACGUGACCACCAUCUUCCAGCAGAUGUACGCCAACACCAACCGCUACCACGAGAUGCUCAACAGCGUCCGCGACUUCCUCAAGCUCUACCAGGUGCCAAAGGGCCUCAGUGAACGCGUCAUGGACUACAUUGUAUCUACAUGGUCCAUGUCUAGAGGCAUCGAUACAGACAAGGUGUUGCAGAUCUGCCCCAAGGACAUGCGGGCGGACAUUUGCGUCCAUCUUAACAGAAAGGUGUUCAAGGAGCACCCAGCCUUCCGACUGGCGAGCGACGGGUGCCUACGGGCCCUGGCCAUGGAGUUCCAGACCACCCACAGUGCCCCGGGAGACCUCAUCUACCACGCGGGCGAAAGUGUAGACAGCCUCUGUUUCGUGGUGUCCGGGUCCUUGGAGGUCAUCCAGGAUGAUGAGGUUGUGGCCAUAUUAGGAAAGGGAGACGUGUUUGGGGACGUCUUCUGGAAGGAGGUGACCCUAGCCCAGGCUUGCGCCAACGUUCGGGCCUUGACUUACUGCGACCUCCACGUCAUCAAGCGUGACGCUCUGCAGAAAGUUCUGGAGUUCUACACGGCCUUCUCCAACCACUUCUCCCGCAACCUGCUGCUCACCUAUAACCUCAGAAAGAGGAUAGUGUUCCGGAAGAUCAGUGAUGUGAAACGUGAGGAAGAGGAGAUGCUCAAGAGGAAUAACGAGGCCCCUCUGAACCUUCCUCCGGACCACCCCGUCCGUCGCCUCUUCCAGCGCUUCCGGCAGCAGAGGGAGGCGCGACUGGCAGUGGAGCGAACCUGUCAGGGGGAGCCACCAGACUUGGAGAAGGGCACUGUCCACCUGGAGCAAACCAAGGUCCAUGAGGUCCUCGCCUCCACCAGCAUCAUCAUGGUGACCGAGAGCCCUGCUACUCCCACAGCUUCAUCCACAUCUUUGUCUUUGUCCUCCAGGCCCUCUAGCCGAGUCAUGCUUCAUGCCCCUGCCAUCCAAAACGGCAACCUCAUAGGCUGCAAGUCCGCAGAGCCUGCGCCAAAGACCAAAAAGGGCUGGGGUCGUUUCAAGGAGUCUGUUGUGAAAGCAGAGUCGUGGAGCAGCGUUUCUAAGGCCGAGUCCAUGGAGACCUUGCCGGACAGGACUAAGUCCCAUAAUGAGAUGUCUCUCAAGAAGACGGACUCUUGUGACAGCGGUAUUACUAAGAGCGACCUGCGCUUGGAUAACGUGGAUGACGCCCACACUCCGCAGGACCGGAGCCAUGUGCAGUCAGAAGGGAAGCUGGUUGUCUGUCCUAUACCCGUACAGGCCAUGCACGCCUCUUUCCUGGAGCUGAAGCAGGAACUUAGGGGAGACAUCGGGUCUCUUAAUGGCCGCAUGGCGGUGGUGGAGGCACAGCUGGCCGAGAUGCUUCAACUACUAAAAUCGAAAAAGGCCUCUCACUCAUCCAGUUUCUUUGAGAUGUCACGACCAGCAUCCCCCAAUUCCCAUAAGGACGACAGCUUCUCACAAUCUUGACACUGCAUGUUUUGGCAGUCUAUGCAGUGUUUCCCAACUCCAGUCCCUGAUUACCCCCAACAGUACACAUUUUUGUUGUAGCCCCGGACAAGCACUGAUUCCUGAUUCAACUUGUUACCGAUCAAGCCCUCAAUGAGUUGAAUCAGGUGAGUUUGUCCGGAGCUACAUCAAAAAUGUGUGCUGUUGGGGUUACUCGAAAGGGAGUUGUGAAACAUUGGUCUAUGGAACAUGAAGUGAAUGCAUCCUAGAAUUCAUCCAGGAGCUGGCUGCGGUGUAGCAAAAUUGUGAGAGAGGUUUUGUGAAGACUUGGGCAGUAAGAUGUUCCUAAAUUAGUACAGAUGAGUAAUGAGGGAUUUUCUUACCAUAUUAUUAUUAUUAUUAUUAGAUAUAGGGGUAAUCUGGAUUUUAAAAAAUGCACAUCUGGAUUAUCUCUGCACCUUGAGGUACAUUCUGUCCGAUAUUCCAUCAAUCUACUUUUGUAGGGGUUCAAACUGUAAACCGCAUAAAUAACGCUUUUGUUGUCUAAUUUCUUUUCAAUUGGAUUCGUUUUAGUUUUAAUUUGGUCACACUUUUCACAUGGUAAAAUGACUAACCCCUUAAGGAGGUUUUCAUCAAAUCUGUGCACUCAAUUGAAAUUAGCAAUAAUAUUUUAUUGCAUUGAUAUAGUUUUUCGCCUGGUCUCAAAGCACUUCAACUUGCAGGGAGUGAUGUGGCCAUGAUUACAUGAGCAGUGUGGCGCAACAGGGAAGAUGCACAUAUCUGAAAUGACAAUGUCCACAGUGAAGAUGCACAUAUCUAAAAUGACAAUGUCCACAGCGAAGAUGCACAUAUCUAAAAUGACAAUGUCCAUUGUUAUUUACACCAUUGCUCUCUCCUUGUGGUAUUAAAAUGAAGGGAAGUGAAGGGAAAAUCAUGAUUGUGAACUUUCAAUGUAUGGUGGAAACCAUGGCAUCUUUUCAACCAACAUCCAUCCUAAAUUGUUAUGGGAAGAAAUCAAUGUGAAUUUGUCUAAACUAUGAAACCUUUGUGCAUUUUGGGUCAUCACUGUUGAUAUAAUAUGCAAAGUAUUGCCAUCUAUAUUGUGUCUUUAGCAUUUGAAUUGCAAUGUUAAAGGAGUAAAAAGAGAUACUAUUUACAGACAGGUCCAGAAUUAUUGGAACCCUUGAUAAAGAUGGGCAAAAAAGACUGUAUAAAAUAAAUAAUACAAAUACUACAAUUGCUCAGAGAAAGAGAUUUUGUUUAACAAAUAAUAAUUGUUUUCUCUAAAAAAAAGAUAGGGAUCCCCCCCUGUUUUUAAUAUACUCCGGCACCCUCCCCCUUGCGUGGAUAACGGCACAAACUUUUUCUGAAAUGUUUCAUGAGAUUGGAGAACACAUUGGGAGGGAUCUUAGACCAUUUCUCCAUACAGAAUCUUUCCAGAUCCUUGAUAUCCUUUGUCUACACUUAUGGACUGCCCUCUUCAAUUCAAACCACAGGUUUUCAUUGGGGUUCAAGUCCGUAGACAGAGAGCCGUUGCAAAAUAUUGAUUUUGUGGUGAAUUAACCAUUUCUUUGUGUAUUUUGAUAUGUGCUUGGGGCUAUUGUCUUGCUGGAAGAGCUACUUGCGGCCAAGUUUCAUCCUCCUGGCAGAGGCAACAAGGUUUUUGGGCUAAAAUGCCCUAGUGCAGUACUUGGUAAAGUUCAUGAUGCCGUUGACCUUAACAAGGGCCACCAGGACCAGUGGAAGCAAAAUAGCUCAUAUCAUCAUUUUUUAAAGUAAGUAUGCGGUUAUUUUCUGCCUAUGCAUUCUUAUUUUGAAGCCAAACCCACCACUCCUGUGCUUGGCCAAAGAGCUCUAUUUGCACAGGUUCCAAUCCAAGUGCCAAUGCAAACUCCAAGCGUUUCCAUUGUGGGUUGCUCUCAAUUAAGUUUUUCUGGCAACCCUUCCAAAGAGCCUAUUUGCAUGGACGUGGCAUCUAAUUCUAGAUUUUAAGACUUACUUGGUGACCUGAAGUUUUCCAUCAUUUUCCAACUUUGGCCCUUCAAUUUUUCUUUACCUCCCAAACCAUCUUCCUUACUGUGUGUGGGGAACAAGAUACACAUGCAUCCAAUAUCAGGCAGGUUUACCAGUGGUUUUAAACCUCUUAAUUGUUGACAUAAUAGUGGUAAGUGGGAUAUUUGUUUUUUAAGCUAUUUGUUGUUCCUGUUGUGAGUUUUUUGCAUUUUCCCAUGGCAAUUGAUGAUACAUUUACAUGUGUGUUACCUCAUUUUAGAAGUAAACAGGGAGCCAUGGAAGACCACAAUACAGUUAUUUAAACUGAGAUUCAUUUAAAAAGUAGAAUGUUAAUGCAGAUUUUGUUUGUUUUUAUAAGAAUCUUUAGCGGUUCCAAUAAUUUUGAACUGUAUCUUUUUAAAUAUCUAUUUUCUCUGUGCAAUUGUAUUAGUAGAAGAAAAAAAGUUGUAAAAAAGAUUUACUGUGCACUUGAAGUUUUCAGACCCCUUGACUUUUUCAAAAUUUUGUUACGUUACAGCCUUAUUCUAACAUGGAUUAGAUCGUUUUUUCCUCCCCUCUUCAAUCUACACACAAUACCUCAUAAUGACAAAGCAAAAACUGUUUUUUAGAAAUGUUUGCAAAUGUAUAAAAAGACUACUGAAAUAUCACAUUUACAUAAUCAUUCAGAACCUUUACUCAGUACUUUGUUGAAGCACCUUUUGCACUGAUUAAAACUUUGAGUCUUCUUUGGUAUGAUGCUACAAUCUUGGCACACCUGUGUUUAGGGAGUUUCUACAGAUGUUUCUCUGCAAAUUCUCUUAAUCUCUGUCAGGUUGGAUGGGGAGCACCGAUGCACAGCUAUUUUUUAUAGCAAAGAUAGUCAACAUGACAAACAACAGAUGUGUGGAAUGGGUCACAUGGUUAGGAUUUGUAUGAAAGAAAUGAAUAAUUCACAGUAGACUAUCUACUGUAAAGACUGUUCUCAAUGUGUGGAAACCAGAGUCUGGCCCCCAAAACAAGGUUCCCUUCAUCAUUAUCCAUACCCGAGCCAUCUCUCCCUCGUACCUUCCAGUCAGACUUGAGCAAUCUCCCUCACAUGAAUGGAAUGCGGCUUGUUAGGUUUAUCACCUAAGGCAUCGUAAAUCUACUAUCAGCAUUAAGCCCCAGAGGCCCACUCUCAGUUCACACAGACACAUUAGAGUUCUAAGAACCCUAUUCUGUUGCAAAAAACAACAAUUUUAUGCAAUAACAUUAUUAUAACAUAAUCUUGUAGUUUUGCUCUCAUAACCGUCGCCCCAGUCUGAGGUCCUGAGCACUCUGGAGCAGGUUUUCAUUAAGGAUCUCUCUGUACUUUGCUCUGUUCAUCUUUGCCUCGAUCCUGACUAGCAUGCACCUGAGCUCAAUUUUGAGUCUAAUAGCAAAGGGUCUUAAUACUUAUGUAAAUACAUUAUUUAUGUUUUAUAUUUUUAAUGCAUUUGCUAAGAUUUCUAAAAAACUGUUUUCGCUUUAAUUAUGGGGUAUUUAAUCCCUUUUCAAAUGUUAUCCAUUGUAUAAUAAGGAAAAAGUCUUUAAACAAAAUGUGGAAAAAGUCAAGGAGUCUGAAUAGUUUCCGAAUGCACUGUAUACAGUCUUUUUUGCUCAUCUUUAUCAAGGGUGCUAAUAGUUUUGCACCUGAGUGUGUGGCAUUUACAGAUUAUGUACAAGGAAUAUAAUGAGGACAUUCUCACAGGUGCACUUUUGUCAGUUAAAGACACAUUGUAGUCAAUGCAUGAGAACUGCAUCUGAAUGUAUUUUCCUUGAGCAAUUCUAAAAGACAGAAAAUGAAUCAGAAUCUCCCAAUGCCCUUUGACACUUUCCCUUUCUAUUACUAUUAACUGACCAACUUGACCUCGGGUUGCCUUGAGUACACAUUUGUUAUUCAUGGAAUAACACCAACAAUUGAAAUUAGUAAACAAAUUAUUGGAUUCAAUUCUUAUUUUUUUUGCAUCUUCUACAGUAUGUCUUUCCUGCAGCCUUGUUUGUGGUGUGCAUGAUUACACCACAAUGUUUGUACUUGACCUUAAAACUGUAAUAUCCUGUGUGCACUGUUCUGGAAUUUCAGAUUUGAAGGAAUAAUAAUAACGAAUUGUAAGGACUAAUAAUGAAUAGUAAGGAAAGUAUUCACACCCCUUGCCUUUUUCCAUAUUUUGUUGUUUCAGCCUGAAUUUAAAAUGGAUUAAAUGUAGAUUUUGUUUUGUUACUGGCCUACACACAAUACACCCGUAAAGUGGAAUUAUGUUUUUAGAAAUGUUUACAAAAAUGAAAAGCUGAAAUGUCUUGAGUCAAUAAGUAUUCAACUCCUUUGUUAUUUCAAGCCUAAAUACAUUCAGGAGUAAAAGAAAUAUGCUAAAGUCCCUCUGUGUUCAAUAAUAGUUUUUAAACAUGAUUUUUGAAGGACUACCUCCUCUCUGUACCCCACACAUACAGAUAAUUGUAAGGUCCCUCAGUCGAAGCUGUGAAUUUCAAACACAGAUUAAACCACAAAGAACAGGGAGGUUUUCCAAUGCCUCACAAAGAAGUGCACCUAUUGGUAGAUGGGUAAUAAAACAAAAAACAGACAAUGAAUAUCCCUUUUGAGCAUGGUAAAGUUAUUACAUUUUGUAUGUUGUAUCAAUACACCCAGUCACAACAAAAAUACAGGCGUCCUCAGUUGCCGGAGAGGAAGGAAACCACUCAGGGAUUUCACCAUGAGGCCAAUGGUGACUUUAAAACAGUUAGAGUUUAAUGGCUGUGAUAGGAGAAAACAACUGAGGAUGGAUCAACAACACGUAGUUAUUCCACAGUAAUAACCUAAUUGACAGAAUAAAAAAAUAUUCCAAAACAUGCAGUAAAGUAAAUAUUGUAAAAGUAAUACUGCAAAAAAUGUGUCAAAGCGAUUAACUUUUUGUCCUGAAUACAAAGUGUUAUGUUUGGGGCAAAUCCAAUACAACUGCAGGUAGCCUAGAGGUUGAGAGAGUUGGGACAGUAAUUUAAAGGUCGCUGGUUUGAAUCCCUGAGCUGACCAGGUGAAAAAUGUGCCCUUGAGCAAGGCACUUAACCCUAAUUGCACCUGUAAGUUACUCUGAAAAAGAGUGUCUGCUAAAUUACAAAAAAAAAUUAUAACAUUACCGAGAACCACUGUCCAUAUUUUCAAGCAUAGUGGUGGCUGCAUUAUGUUAUGGGUAUGCUUGUAAUCGUUAAGGACUGUGGAGUUUUUCAAAACAAGAAAUACAUGGAAUGGAGCUAAGCACAGGCAAAAUCCUAGAGGAAAACCUGGUUCAGUCUGCUUUCCACCAGACACUGGGAGAUUAAUUCACCUUUCAGCAGGACAAUAACCUAAAACACAAGGCCAAAUCUACAGUAGUUGCUUACCAAGAAGACUGUGUGGCAAAGUUACAGUUUUGACUUAAAUCUGCGUGAAAAUCUAUGGCUAUACCUGAAAAUGGUUGUCUAGCAAUGAUCAACAACCAAUUUGACAAAGCUUGAACAUUUUAGAAAAUUGUUGCACAAUCCAGGUGUGGACAGCUCUGAGUCUUAUCCAGAAAGACUAACUGCUGUAAUCGCUGCCAAAAUUGUGAUUCUAACAUCAAAUUGUAUUUGUCAUAUGCGCCGAAUACAACAGGUGUAGGUAGACCUUACAGUGAAAUGUUUACUUUACAAGCCCUUAACCAACAAUGCAGUUUUAAGAAAAUAAGUUUUAAGUAAAAAAUCUAAAUAACGAAUAAUUGAAGAGCAGCAGUAAAAUAACUGUAUUGAGGCUCUAUACAGGGGGUACCGGUACAGAGUCAAUAUGUGGCGGGGGGGGGGGGGGGGGGGGUGUAACUGCAAAUAGUCUCGUUAGCCAUUUGAUUAGCUGUUCAGGAGUCUUAAGGCCUGGGGGUAGAAGCUGUUAAGAAGCCUUUCAGACCUAGGCAUGGCGCUCGGGUACCGCUUGCCGUGCGGUAGCAGAGAGAACAGUCUAUGAUUAGGGUGGCUGGAGUCUUUGAACAUUUUUAGGGCCUUCCUCUGACACCGCCUGGUAUAGAGGUCCUGGAUGGCAGGAGGCUUGGCUCCAGUGAUGUACUGGGCCAUACACACUUCCCUCUGUAGUGCCUUGCGGUCGGAGGCCGAGCAGUUGCCAUACCAGGCACUGAUGCAACCAUGCUCUCGAUGGUGCAGAUGUAUAACUUUUGCCAAAUCUUUUCAGUCUCAUGUGGGGGAAUAGGCUUUGUCGUGCCCCCUUCACGACUGUCUUGGUGUGUUUGGACCAUGUUAGUUUGUUGUUGAUGUGGACACCAAGGAACUUGAAGCUCUCAACAUGGGAAAACUUAUCUAAUCAAGAUAUUAGUGUUUCAUUUUUAUUUACAAAUGGUUAAAAAAUUCUUAUACUAAUAUUUUGUGUAGAUCGUUGACAAAAAAUAACAAUUAAAUCCAUUUGAAUCCCACUUUGUAACAACAAAAUGUGGAAAAAGUCUAGGGGUAUGAAUACUUUCUAAAAUGCACUGAACAUGUUAUUCUAUUCACAUACUGUCAAAAGAUUAGUAUUUGUAAAAUGUGUAAAAUGUUCAUAUUAAAUUAUUUUGUACUUUGGA